Messenger RNA from Desarmillaria tabescens, 1005 nucleotides. RefSeq lists its product as uncharacterized. The coding region runs from base 1 to 1005 and encodes 334 amino acids. Lineage: Eukaryota; Fungi; Basidiomycota; Agaricomycetes; Agaricales; Physalacriaceae. The transcript is spliced from 3 exons. The record is from RefSeq and is a predicted model, not a curated record.
AUGAAGACCAUAUAUCAAUGUCCUUCUCCCGAGAAUGCUGCAGCUCAUCCAACGCCAAUCACAAAGUCGACCCUUGUCGCCAAGCUUUCCCGACCAAAAGCCAUAGCAGAAGCAAAACUCGCUGCGGCCAGCUGCUUCUCGCAAGCUGUCACGGCGGCGCGUGUCCAUGAUGAGCAAGGCUGUUUCAGUCUGACACUAGUGGUCACCUUCGAGAACGAAGACGAGGUCAUCGUGCAACUCCAAGACUGUGAAAUCGAUUUGUCUAAAGUUGCACUUGCGCGCGGUCUCCUGGGCCCUGUCGUACCCGAUAUUCAAUUUGGAAAAACUCAAAGUGUUGCCUUCGCCUAUGUGGCUACUCUCAUUCCGGGCACUAUCUGGGACAGAGUUGAUGCUUCGGCGGAUGAGGAACUGAGCAUUUGUGCGGAGAUUGCUCAACUUCUAACGCGUUGUUCCUUGGGAGUGAGCAGUACUGCUGUUGUCGAUGGAUACGUUGUGCCUCGCUUGCAGAAAAUACUGGAAGUAGAAGACUUUUCUGACACUCCAGAAGCACGUCGUCGCUUGGAGGGACUGCUGAACCCGGAAAGAGUUGCUGGACUGAAAUCAUUACCGCUAUCUCUCUGUCACAUAGACGUGAAUCAUCGGAACAUCCUUGUGGAUAACGACAAGCAUGUAUGUGGUUUGAUCGACUGGGAACAAGCGAAUCUACUUCCCCUUGCAAUGAACACAUGGUGCAUCCGUUUCCUGUCGGUUCCGAUAGCAGGCGGGAAACACUUGCCGAACGAGCGCACGAUACCCAUAGCUGAAGCCUUCUGGGGCGCUUUCAUUACCGGUCUCCCGCCUUCCCACAGGUCGCCAACGCACAAACGCUCCGUGCUGACCACCAUGCAAGUUGGUCUGGCUAUCAUACAUCACUUCGGUGAUUAUUGUGUUGUUAGAACAAACCUACAGGAGUUUGUUGACAUUUUUGAUUGGUUAGAGGAUACAUUCAGUAAGAUGUGCAUGUAG